Molecule: messenger RNA, 7633 nt
Organism: Branchiostoma floridae (Florida lancelet)
Lineage: Eukaryota; Metazoa; Chordata; Leptocardii; Amphioxiformes; Branchiostomatidae
Product: unconventional myosin-Ia-like
Exons: 32
Coding region: 34-4566 (1510 amino acids)
Biological process (GO): vesicle transport along actin filament; actin filament organization
Cellular component (GO): myosin complex; microvillus; brush border
Molecular function (GO): actin filament binding; microfilament motor activity; ATP binding
Source: RefSeq, a predicted model, not a curated record
CUAGCCCCCCACUUUACUGCUGCUGGUGAGGUCAUGGCUGUGCCGGGGAGGGAAUUAUCACGUCAUCAAGGGAUUUGGGAACAAAGUAACGACAGCAGUGCUUCCCAGUCGGAUAGGAAUCUAUGGACAAAGGCAGAAGGCAUCUGGGUAGAGUGUAGUACAUGGUUGGAGGCUGCCAACAACAACGUUUUCCGCAAGAGCAGCCAGGCUGGGUGCUGGAGCUGUGUACCCAUCUCGGACGUUUCUGCAGAAAAUGGAUCAGAUAGGAGUGAAACUUCACAUGGAUUAACUUCUGAUGGGGAGAGACGGGAGUCACUUGUGCCACGUGUAGGCCAAGCCACAAAUGUCAAGAGAAAGGCUGAAAACAUCACUCCUAGUACCGCUGCACUCCCGUCAUCCAGGGACAGACAUCAUGUGCCAGCAGACCUGAACGGUUCCCAUCAAUGGAAAGCUACAGAGAGAAGGCCAAAGCAGAAGGACAGAAUAUUCUCAGAAGUGAAGACUGCAGAGACGUGUUCCACUGGGAAAGACUGGAGCAUAUAUAAACCUUCUAAAAAUGACAGUGGUACAGCCAGCAAUGGGACAGUAGAUGGCAGAGAUGACUGUUUGGUCCAUGAGAUCAGUACAGGAAGUACUUCAGUCAAAGCCUGCAUAGAUCUCUUCAAUAGGAUAGCAGGAGAUGAAAAACAGCAUCCACAAAUCCAACUGCAAAAACCAUACAGUACAUGGAACUCUGGAUGGAACAACAGUAAUAAAAGGACUGAACGCUGCAUACAGGUAAACCGGAUAGAGAACAAUUCUUUUUACUGUUCUUCCGCAAAAAACACUGAUAUUCUUCUGUCCAACCCCAUCAAUGUGAAGAAAAGGCCAGAUCGUAAAACAGGCAGCAAGAUAUACGACAGAACGUUGAGCACAGACUCCUUUCCGGAAGAGACCAGUCUAAAGAAGGGAAAUCCUGGUAAUCACUCUUUUUCAGAGUUAGGCAGGAAAAGUAACACUAACAGUGUUGAGAUCUAUCAUAAGGAAAGAUUUGUCCAACUGAAACCAGAAUCUGAUAUUGGAUUUGGCACACAACAGCCUCACAAAGAUUCCAGAGCAGAAGGGGUAACCACAGUCAGACAGUCUUCUCCACUUGAACCUGACCUCGGGUACACCAUUGCAGACUAUAGACAGGCCCAGCGACAGUUUUCCAGAAUGAACGGGGGGAAGCAGCGGCGGAUCCAGCAGGCACUGUUCAUGAACGGCCACACCAGUAACAUCCUGGAGAGCAUGGUGGGGGUGGGGGACAUGGUGCUGCUGGACCCUCUCACUGAGGAGGCCUGCAUCAACAACAUCAAGAGGAGAUUUUACGCUGAAGACAUUUAUACAUACAUUGGGCAGGUUGUGGUGUCAGUCAACCCGUACAAAAAGGUUCCCCUGUUCAGUCCCAGCACCAUUCAGACUUACCGGGGCAGGAAUCUGUAUGAGCUUCCACCACACAUAUAUGCUAUAGCUGAUGAUGCCUACAGGUCCAUGCGAGACAGAAACAGGGACCAGUGUGUGAUUAUUACAGGGGAGAGUGGUGCAGGCAAAACAGAGGCGAGUAAGAUAGUAAUGCAGUAUGUAGCUGCAGUGUGUGGGAAAGGUGAGGAGGUGGACAGAGUUAAGGAGCAGUUGCUGCAGUCUAACCCUGUGUUAGAAGCUUUUGGCAAUGCAAAAACCCUCAGGAAUGACAACUCUUCCAGAUUUGGAAAGUACAUGGAUAUAGAAUUUGAUUUCAAGGGGGACCCCAUAGGAGGUGUUAUUACAAACUACUUGUUAGAAAAGUCUCGUGUAGUUAGGCAAACAGAAGGAGAGAGAAACUUCCACAUUUUCUACCAAUUGUUACAAGGAGCACCACAGAGUCUACUAAAUAAGCUGCGACUGUCCAGUAUGUGUGAGAAGUAUGGGUAUCUAAAGCAGAGCCACUGUGUGGUUGUGGACACUAUUGAUGAUGCAGCCAACUUCCAAGUUACAGAGAAUGCCAUGAGAGUUAUAGGCUUCACAGAAACUGAGAUCCAGCAGGUGUUUGAGGUGGUGGCAGCUGUGCUGAAGCUAGGCAAUGCUGACUUUGAGUCUUACAUCUCCUUCAAUGGCACAGAGGCCUGCAGUCUUACCAACGAACAAGCCAUUGAAGAAGUGUGUAAGAUGAUCCAAUGUGACCCAGAGCAGCUGAAGCAGGCACUGACUAACCGUACCAUGGACAUCUGUAUCACCGGGCUGUCCGAGAGGGUGGUGUCUACUCUCAGCUCGGGACAGGCCGUGUAUGCCAGAGACGCCCUGUGUAAGGCCAUGUACUCAAGACUCUUCUCAUGGCUGGUGGGCAGGAUAAAUGACAGCAUCAAGGUUCGCACAAGAGGAAAGAAAAAGGUCAUGGGAGUUUUGGACAUAUAUGGGUUUGAAGUCUUUGAGAAGGAUAACAAUUUUGAACAGUUUGUCAUCAACUAUUGCAAUGAGAAGCUGCAGCAGAUCUUUAUUGAACUGACACUAAAGGAAGAGCAGGAUGAGUAUGUACAGGAGGGUAUUGAGUGGACCCACAUUGAUUACUUCAACAACUCUGUCAUCUGCCAGCUCAUAGAAAAGAAAAACACAGGGAUCCUGGCCAUCCUGGAUGAGGAGUGCCUUAUUGGUGGGAAUGCCUCAGACCACAGCUUCCUGAACAAGCUGAACGAAGUGUGCAUCAGACAUGAGCACUAUGAGAGCAGGAAGAAGAAGAGCUGUCGAUCUGACAAGACCCUCCCGUAUGACUGCUUCAGACUCAGGCACUAUGCUGGAAGCGUAACCUACAAUGUCCAGGGCUUCCUUGAUAAGAACAACGACACUCUGUUCCGUGGUUUGUCUCAGACGAUGUUCGGUUGUGACCAUCAACUGGUCAAGAAGCUCUUCCCUGAUGGUAACCCAAGAAGACAGACCAAGAAAAGACCCCCAACAGCAGGAACACAGUUUAAGAACUCUGUAGCAGAGCUGAUGAAGAACCUUCUAGCAAAGAACCCCAACUACAUCAGGUGUAUCAAGCCCAAUGAUGUGAAGAGCCCAAACCUGUUUGAUGACUCAGUGGUCAGACACCAAGUCAGAUAUCUUGGAUUGAUGGAGAAUGUGAGAGUAAGGCGUGCCGGGUACGCCUUCCGGCAGCCAUACGAUCAGUGUUUGCAGCGCUACAAGAUGCUGUGCCCGAACACGUGGCCCAACUGGCAUGGACACCCCAAGGAAGGCCUGCAAGUGCUCCUGACCCACCUCCGUGUCAAACCUACAGAGUAUGCCAAAGGGCGGACAAAGCUUUUUAUCCGCAACCCCAGAACGCUGUUUGACCUUGAGGAGAGAAGAAGAGACAAGAUGGAGGACCUGGCUAUCAUCAUCCAGAAGGUGUUCCGAGGCUGGCGUCAGUGGAAACUGUACCAGGCCAUGAGAGCCAGUCAGAUCGUUAUCUCUGCACAGUUCCGAGGUUACAGGCAAAGGAAGUCCUACCAGCUGCAGAGAAGCUCUGCCAUCACCAUCGCUGCCUUCUUUCGAGGAUGGAAGGCUCGCCAGCUCUACAAGCAGAUGAAGUAUGAGAAACUUUGCAUUUGGUCCGUCGGAAUCAUUCGCAAAUACUUCUUGGGUUGGCAAGCAAGGAAGCUCUGCAGGCAGCUUAGGCAUGAGAAACGCUGCAUUUGGGCUGCCAAUGUCAUUCGUGCUUACUACAUUGGGUGGAAAGUACGGAAGGAGUACAGGAAACGUUUCCGAGCCAAUGCUGCCCCUAAGAUUGUCAGCUUCCUGAGAAACUGUGUGAGGAGAAAGUACCUGCUGUUCCUGCAUUCCAGACUGGCGGCCCUGCCACGGUCCCUCCUGAGCAAGGAGUGGCCCAGGUCCCCCCUCAUCUGUCACACCACCAACAAACACCUCAGGAGGAUCUACCAUGGCUGGAGGUGUCGGAAGUACCGUGAGAUGCUGGAUGAGGAGACCCGGCGGAUCAUGAGGGAGAAACUGAGUGCGAGUGAGAUCUUCAGGGGCAGGAAGACACUCUAUCCUGAGACUGUUCCAAGACCUUUCAAGGGAGACUAUGUUCAGCUCCGUCAGAAUGUGAAUUGGCGCCGACUGACCGAAACAACCGGAGAGAGCGAGGUGUACUUUUCGGACAUCGUGUACAAAAUUAACCGCUCCAACGCCAAGGACAGUUUGCGGCUGAUGGUGCUGUGUGACACCUCCAUGCUGAUCGUGAACCAGAAAACUCUGGCUAUAAAGUACAGACUGCCGGUCACAGAGGUUGCAGGUAUCUCAGUAAGUCCGUAUAUGGACAAUCUGUUUGUGAUCCACAUCAACCAGACUGGUGAGGAGGCCAGCAGGAAGGGAGAUUUUGUGUUCCACAGCGAGCAUCUGGUGGAGAUAGUCAGCAAACUGAGGGACCAAGCCGAGCGGGCCAAGGGAGCACAAGUACCAGUCAGAAUAUCCAACACGUUCAAUGCCCAGUUCAAUGGGAAGGGAAUCCAGGUGGAGUUUGUGGAGACUGGCCUGAACGGGAAGAUGCCUGUGUGUAAGCGCAAAGAUGACCAGCUGGACGUCCUGGUAUGAGAGGACCCCGGACCUACCGCCCAAUGUAUGUCGUAAAAGUGCCUGUACAAGCUGACAACUUUUCCAAAUAAAUAGUAAAGGUAGUGUACAAUGUAUAUUUGCUAGUACAUGUAGGUAGAGAUUUUGUAUGUUAGUAUACAUGUGAAUUGUUAGAUGUAAGUGUUAACAGAUGGUUACAGAUAGGAAAUAAUUGUAAUAGCCCUUAAUGAUGCUGGACUAGGACCAGACAUUCUAUUUAAUGUUACAUGUUGAUAUUUAGGUACUUAAUCUGUGCUGCAGCUCUACUGUGUGUAAUAUGCCAAGUUUUUUUUUUUUUUCAAUGCUUCUUGGGUGGAGCCUGUGGGGUCUGAUUGUAUUCAAUAUGCAAAAAUUCAUACAAUAUGCAUAUUAUGUUACAGACUGUAUGUCAUGAUUGAAAUAAUUGAAUACUCAUAAUGCAACCCAGAAGUUAUCUUGCAGAAUUAAAUGGUAAUUUCAUAAAUCCUAGUGUUCCAUGAUAGGACUGUCAAACUUGUGUCAUAUUACUGAGAAAAAAAAGGAAAAUGUAAUUCCUCAGCGGUAAAUGAUGGAAUUUCUCCUUACAAGCAUUAUGGAAAUAAGGUUAACAUCAGUCAUAACCAUUGUAGUUUUUUUAGAUUACCACACUUAUUGUAGUGUGAUUAAUGAGAAAUGCUUAUAUUUCACAAUUAUAAUUGCUAGAAAAUGAAAUACUGUGCUACUGAUAUGGGAAAGAUUUUUUCACACCAAUUUGGCCCUGUAAUUUGUUUGAAAUAUUACCGAAUGUAUAAGACAUCCAAUAGCAUUUUUGUAUGAUAUUAAAACGUUUCCUUUUUUAACCAUCUACAAAUUAUUAUUUUUGUGGAUAAGCAAAGUCUUUACAUAGGAAGAAACGUCUGAUAUUGAUUGUACCAAAAUUUGAAAAUGUCUACUGGGCAGUUUUAGUUUUAGCUUUGUGGUGCAUUAAGAAAUCUUCAUGAUGUUUCUUCAGGUAUUAUUUGAAAAGCUGUAAGUUUGACUGUUAUGAAAAGUUCAGGGACUUAAGUUUACAAAUUAUGGUUGGCAGUUCCAGAUCAGUAAAAUUAUGUAUGGGUUUUGAUAAAGGAACAGGUAAGAAUCAUAUGGCACUUCCAGGUUGGCAAAUUAAGAUGAAGACAUGUGCUUUUCUAAUACAUACUUAGUAAUUAUAUAAUGGUAUGCUCUGUAUACUUACUAUGCAAUAGUUCACUUCACUGGGAACCUUUACUAUUAAUGUCUUACUUUCAUACAGUAUUCAACUCUUUGCUAUAUUUUCAAUCUUGGUAACGUUAUUCAAGAAAUUGUUUUUUCCAUACAAAUGACAUACAGAACUCCUGUCACAAAUGAUGUAUAUGGUCUCCACUGUAAGUCCUGAUAGUACAUAAUUUGUGCUUAUGUCAAAAUUUCCUGAUUACAUGUAGAAGUAACUACUGUUCAAUGAACAGAGAUGUUUAGCUAUAAUUAAAUAUCAUUGGACAUUAAAUCGCACAAAGCAUAUUCUAGUUUUUUAUUCCUGCAGAAAGGUAAUCAAGAUAAUUUCUGCUUGUGUCAUCAAAGUAAGGCUUGCUUUUCUCAAGCAAUUUUGUUGUGUAUAUAUAUACCUAUAAUUUUAUGAUAAUCUCUGCUGCAAAUGCAUAACAGUCCGACUAUGCUAAUAUAAGUUUUCAUAUGAUAAUUGUUCAGCAUAGAGGUCAAUGUACUUAGAGCGAGUCAGCCAGUACAAUAAGACUGUAAUUCUUAGAAUGGAAAGGAGUGGAGUACAAGAGAAAGCAAGUAUUUGAUUUUCUGAUGUGUCUUGAAUGCCAAAAGCCUCUAAUUUGAUAUGUAUGGUCAUGUGUUCAGUACAAUAAGAUCACAAUGUGGAACCACCCUGUGGUGUCGAACAUGUGCCAUCAUACAGUCAUGGUACCAGUAUAGACGCUCCCUUAGCCCUGUCCACAUCUGUCAAAAUGUACAAAUGCAAAGUAAGACUAUAGAAAUGCAAACUUUUGAUGGACAUGCAGCCACUCUUUCAUUGGUCGAACUGCUAAUUGCCAUGCUACCAUUGGUUGAGCUGCUAAUGGUGAUAGACAGUCAGGAUCGGUCUAUUGAGUGAACAAUGGGAAAGAAAACACACAACAGCAAAAUGUCUGACCUGUAAUACUGUUAUGAUAUGUUCACUUAAUCUGCCACAGAAGUCGACAAAUUCAGAUUGGUAAUAUGGCAAAUUUCAGUCAGGAAAUUAGUUUUGGAGUUCCAGUUUUACUGUGUUUAUGUACUUAGUAAUACGUGUUUUGUAUUCUAUCCACACAUCAGUUUUGUAUUCCACCAGUUUUGUAGUUUAUCCAUGCAUGGUUUUAUGAUAUUAUCACAAACAUUUUUAAUUGGAAAUUGCUACGAUCUGUAUAAUCUGAGGCAUGUUGACUUAAAAGUGAUAACACAACAAUGGUACUUUGCCUACCAUGCAGAAUUUUAGAUACAGUUUUAUCACUGUCUAUGUUAGUUAUGAUCUUAAUCAACUGACAUCAUAUGCAAUGUUGAAGUCACCCUGCCAUAUAUACAUGUACAUGCAGAUUAGGAAUAUCACCUAAAACUUUGUUUCAGUAUUUCUGUAUAUACUAGACUUGUUCAUGAAGGAAAUGUUACCAUAAUAGACAUACAUUUGUAUCUACAUAUAUCUCUAAAGUAUUAUUUCUCCCCUGUAUUGCUAGAUAUACAUCUUAAAGUAGGAGUGCCAAGUGUUACAUUUCUGUGUUUUUUUGUUGUUGUGGUUUAAUCAGGUAAUGGGCCUUCAUUUUUCUAUUAUUGCAAUAUUGAAUAAUGGUGAUUUGCUACAUUACUGGCUAUAUACAUAAAAUACUUAUGUAACUGUGACUAUAUGAUAUUCUAAACAGAAAUGAUACAAACAUUACAGUAUGAUUACAAUUAUUUGAUAUCUGUUGGGUGAAGGUAUGGAUUAGAACAAGGCAACACAUUAUAGAACCAUAAUUAGAUAUGAUGAUUGUAAUUGUUGUGUCCAGUCUUUGAUAUGGACUCAUGUUGGCCAUGAUGAAUAAAAUCUUUGCAAAUAUGA